AUGGUACCUGUCCUGCACAUUAUCAUCACCAUCAUACUAAUUGCAGAGCUUGUUUUGGGCAAUUUGAGCAAUAGUUUUAUAGUUCUGAAGAACUUCAUUGACUGGAUCAAUAAAAUAGAGCUCUCCACAAUUGAUCAAAUACUCAUUAUCUUGUCAAUUUCCAGAAUUAGUCUCAUCUGGGAAACCGUACUUUUGUGGGUUAAAGAUCAAUUAAUUUCAUCUAUUACUAUAAAAGAAUUAAAAAUAAUUAUGUUCAGCCUUAUACUAUCUAGCCACUUCAGUCUCUGGCUUGCUACAGCUCUCAGCAUCUUCUAUUUUUUCAGAAUAGCUAACUGCUCCUGGCAGAUCUUUCUCUACUUGAAAUGGAGACUGAAAAAGCUGAUUGUGCUGAUCUUAAUGGGAAGCUUGGUGAUCUUGAUUGCAAAUAUGAUACAAAUAACCAUCACUCUUGAAGAGAAGUUCUAUCAAUAUGAAGGAAAUACAAGUGUGAACUCCAUGGAGACUGAGUUUACAAUUUUGACAGAGGAGGUGUUAUUUAACAUGACUCUGUUCUCUGCAAUACCAUUUUCACUGGCAUUAAUUUUUUUUAUUCUGCUAAUCUUCUCUUUGUAUAAACAUCUCCAGAAGAUGCAGCUCAAUUUUAGAGGAGAUAAAGACCCUAGUGCUACAGCCCACAGAACUGCCUUGAGAAUUAUGGUCUCCUUCCUCUUGCUCUAUACUAUGUAUUUCCUGUCUCUUCUUGUAUCAUGGAUUGCUCAGAAGAAUCACAGUAGACUAGUUCACAUUAUUUGUAUGAUAACUUCACUCCUGUGUCCUUCAGCUCACUCGUCUAUUCUGAUUUUGGGAAAUUCUAAAUUAAAGCAGACUUCUCUUUGGGUACUGAGGCAGCUGGGAUGUAGGAUGAAAGGACAGAAUAUUCCAACUACAUAA
Grammomys surdaster is the source of this 930-nucleotide messenger RNA. RefSeq names its product taste receptor type 2 member 124-like. Gene Ontology annotation, molecular function: G protein-coupled receptor activity; bitter taste receptor activity. The transcript has a single exon. The coding region runs from base 1 to 930 and encodes 309 amino acids. Gene Ontology annotation, biological process: detection of chemical stimulus involved in sensory perception of bitter taste; G protein-coupled receptor signaling pathway; sensory perception of taste. Lineage: Eukaryota; Metazoa; Chordata; Mammalia; Rodentia; Muridae. The record is from RefSeq and is a predicted model, not a curated record. Gene Ontology annotation, cellular component: membrane.